UCGGCGGUUGCGGAUCGCUUUUUUCUCUCGCGUGUUUACAGCGUCGUCUAGUGACUUCGUCGAGGGACACACUUCGGUUCCGCCUCUCUACGUCUCUCUUCCCCCCCUCACGGUGGUUCUCCCCGCCCCCCCUUCUCGUGUCUUGUCCCCCCCCUCCCCCCGUCGGGUUAUCGUGCGAUAUUCGUGAAUGUGCGCGGCCAGGAAGCCGGUCCCGAAGGAAACAUGCGUGAGCAGAGCUGGAGGACAACGGCUGCGACGACGAGGAACACGUGGCACGUGACUGCGGCACCCUCGCACGUUCUGCUGCAGUGAAAGUGGAGAGAGAAAGGGAGGGAAAAUCGAGUGAUAGAAACACCACGUCCUUUCUCCUUCCAUUGUUAUCGGUAUCGGAGGCUGUGCGUCGCGACAGGGAGUAAUAAUAGAGUGCCCCGGUGGUUGGUGCGUUAUACAUAUAUAUAUAUAUAUACGUGAGUUUCUUUAAUCGCGCCGCGGAGGAGGAAUCCUGGCACGUUUCCGGCGACGCUCGAACCAACCCAGAAAAGAUGAGGCGUACCAUCUUGGGAACGAGGAUGCAUCCUGUGUUGUCCUGCUGGUGCGUCGUCGCCACGGUCACCCUGGCCCUAGCUGCCUGGCAGGAGAACAUCAGGCCGAAGAUGUACGUCCAGCUCGGUGCGGAGGAUGUGUUCAGGUUUACGGGAAACGAGACGCACACAGACUACUUUCGGCUGGUGCUGCGGGACGGGAACUAUCUUCUGGUCGGCGGAAGAAAUCUCGUGCACAACCUGAGCCUGACCGAUCUGACCGAGCAGCAGAGGCUGACUUGGUACUCGUCGGACAGCGACGUGAAGAUGUGCCUGGUUAAAGGCACGCCGGAAGAGAAUUGUCAGAAUUAUGUUCGCAUUCUGGUGAAGAGGGACGCGAACACGUUGCUGGUUUGCGCGACGAACGCGUUCAAACCGAUGUGCCGGGAGUACGGCGUGCACGCUGGGAAUUACACGAUGCUGAAGGAGAAGGUGGGCCAGGCGAUGUGCCCCUACGACCCACGACACAAUAGCACCUUCGUCUACGUGGAUGGCGAGGUGUACACAGGCACGGUGGCCGAUUUCGCGGGAAUGGACCCCAUCAUUUACAGGGAGCCGCUGCAAACGGAGCAAUACGACUCCAAAAGCCUCAACGCGCCGAACUUCGUGAGCUCCAUGUCCCAGGGAGACUUCGUCUACUUCUUCUUCCGGGAAACCGCCGUGGAAUAUAUCAAUUGCGGCAAGACCGUUUAUUCUCGCGUGGCGAGAGUCUGUAAGUACGAUCGAGGCGGACCACAUCGGUAUCGCAAUAGGUGGACCUCGUUCCUAAAGUCUCGUCUUAAUUGCUCCGUCACCGGAGACUUUCCUUUUUACUUCAAUGAAAUACAAUCAACGACGGAGCUGAUAUCGGGUCAGUACGGGAAUAAGUCGGCUCAGUUAAUAUACGGCACGUUCACCACCCCUGUGAACAGCAUCAGCGGCUCGGCCGUUUGCGCCUUCUCCCUGCAGGACAUCGCCGACACCUUCAAGGGCAACUUCAAGGAGCAGAGCGCUAUCAACUCCAACUGGCUGCCCGUGCAGAGCGCCAAGGUCCCGGACCCGAGGCCCGGUCAAUGCGUCAACGACUCACGCACCUUGCCCGACCUGACACUAAAUUUCAUCCACACGCACUCUCUCAUGGACGAGCUGGUCCCCAGCUUCUUUGGACAGCCCAUCGUCAUCCGCACCAGCUUCCACUACAGGUUCACCCAGAUCGCCGUGGAUCCCCAAGUGAAAACCCCCAGCGGAAAGACGUACGACGUGCUGUUCAUCGGCACGGACAACGGGAAGGUGAUCAAGGCGGUGAACGCGGAGUCCGCUGACACCCACACGAAGGUCAGCCCGGUGGUGAUCGAGGAGAUCCAGGCGUUCCCGUCGACGGUGCCAGUGCGGGGUAUAAAAGUGGUGAGGGCGUCGCAGGCGGGCGACGGCCUCGAAGAUGGCAGACUGGUCGUCAUCGCCGACAGCCAGGUCCAGGCCCUGAGGCUCCAUCGCUGCUACAGCGAUAGGAUCCUGUCGUGCGGCGAGUGCGUGGCCCUGCAAGACCCUUAUUGCGCCUGGGACAAAGUGGAGGGCAAAUGCAGAGCCCUUGUAGGACCAGUAGCCACAAAUGCCAGCAGGUUCUUGCAAAGCGUCGCGACGGGGUUGCACAGCUCCUGCCCCCCGAGCAAAGGCCUGAACAAGGACGCUGGAAGCGUGGGCGCCAUUUCCGCGAACCAGAACAAAUUCCCCCAGGACUCCAUGAUCCCCAACAAGGAGGGCCAAGGUGGGGAGAUCAUCAACAUCAUGCAAGACGACGAGGAACAGAAUGGCUCAGGUCCAGAGGUGACUGCAGCAGACUCGCCACCGCCGCAGUACUCCUUGAAAACUUUGGUGAUAGCGGUGGUAGCCGGUGCGUUGGCGGCACUGUUGGUCGGUUUUGUAGCUGGCUGCCUGUGCGACAGGAAAUGCAGGAAAGACGAGGAUGACAAUCUGCCGUACCCGGACACGGAGUACGAGUACUUUGAACAACGCCAGAAUGUUAACAGGCUAGCACCGGAGCCAAAGUUGCUGCCUCAGGAGGAAGUGACGUACGCGGAGCCGGUGUUGGUUCCCCAGCCACCCAAGCUCCAUUCACCGAAGGGGACGAUGCGAAAGCCGCCACCUACGCCUACGGAAACGCUGUUCCAGUUCCCGGACGGGUACGGUUUCCGCGGACCCAGGGACAACUUUGGUACUCUGCGGUCCCACCAGGGCGACGCGUAUCGACGCAACGACGGGUUCGCGACCACCCGCAGCGUGAAGAAGGUUUAUCUCUGA
Colletes gigas is the source of this 2858-nucleotide messenger RNA. RefSeq names its product semaphorin-1A (gene Sema1a). The transcript is spliced from 9 exons. The record is from RefSeq and is a predicted model, not a curated record. Gene Ontology annotation, molecular function: chemorepellent activity; semaphorin receptor binding. Gene Ontology annotation, biological process: negative regulation of axon extension involved in axon guidance; semaphorin-plexin signaling pathway; negative chemotaxis. Bases 543 to 2858 code for a protein of 771 amino acids. Lineage: Eukaryota; Metazoa; Arthropoda; Insecta; Hymenoptera; Colletidae.